GCUGGUGCGCUGGAUGGACAGGUCGCAUCACUACUCCGAGUGAUUGAAGAUCAGAGAUUCUUCAUCCGUUCACACCGUACAGGGAUAAAAACCGUCUCGCAAAGACAGUGAAACACAAAUUGUUGGUCCCCGACAGGACGUGUGAUGCGAGCCGCCUUUAAAUGCAGCCUUCAGCGUAAAAUCCGACAUUGUAACAGCCAUCAGGCUCGGAGCGUUUUAUUUAUCCGUUUUUUGUUAUCACACCUUCCCAUUUAGCAGCAGGCAUGGAUGAUGAUAAUCAAGUACCUGAAGAUCUGUCCAUGGAUGAAAGGGACGAGCUGACAAACAUACGGCGCAGGAAAAAAGAACUACUGGAUGACAUCGAGAGGUUGAAGUUUGAGAUUGCAGAAGUGAUGACAGAAAUCGAGCAGCUCACCUGUGUGGGAGAGAGCAAAACCACACAGAGAAACAAACAGAUUGCUAUGGGAAGGAAGAAAUUCAACAUGGAUCCCAAAAAGGGGAUCCAGUUUCUCUUGGAGAAUGAUCUCCUGCAGCACACCCCUGAAGAUAUAGCCCAGUUCCUGUACAAAGGGGAGGGUCUAAACAAAACAGUCAUCGGGGAUUACUUGGGGGAACGGGAUGACUUCAACAUUAAAGUGCUUCAGGCUUUCGUUGAGCUCCAUGAAUUCGCAGACCUCAACCUCGUCCAGGCGUUAAGGCAAUUUCUGUGGAGCUUCAGACUGCCGGGCGAGGCGCAGAAGAUCGAUAGGAUGAUGGAGGCCUUUGCAUCGCGGUACUGUCAGUGCAACCCAGGAGUCUUCCAAUCCACAGACACUUGUUAUGUCUUGUCCUUUGCUAUCAUCAUGCUGAACACCAGCCUUCACAAUCCCAACGUCAGGGACAAGCCCGCUGUUGAGCGCUUCAUCUCCAUGAACAGAGGAAUCAAUGAGGGAGGAGACCUACCAGAGGAGCUGCUCAGGAAUUUGUACGAGAGCAUUAAAAGUGAGCCUUUUAAGAUCCCGGAGGAUGAUGGCAACGACCUGACCCACACGUUUUUCAACCCUGACAGAGAAGGCUGGUUGCUUAAGCUAGGAGGAAGAGUAAAAACCUGGAAAAGGAGGUGGUUCAUUUUAACCGACAACUGCCUGUACUACUUUGAGUACACAACGGACAAGGAGCCACGGGGAAUCAUUCCUCUGGAGAACCUCAGUAUCAGAGAAGUGGAUGAGCCCAGGAAGCCUAACUGCUUCGAGCUGUACAACCCCAGCCACAAAGGUCAGGUAAUCAAAGCAUGUAAGACAGAGGCCGAUGGACGGGUGGUGGAAGGGAACCAUGUGGUCUACAGGAUAUCGGCUCCGACACCAGAGGAGAAAGAGGAAUGGAUCAAGUCUAUAAAAGCCAGCAUCAGCAGGGAUCCCUUCUACGACAUGCUGGCUACCAGGAAACGCCGCAUAGCCAACAAAAAGUGAUGAGUGCCUCGUUGCCAUACGUGAGGCCUUGUGCCGUCAUCGACACAGGACCUUGUCACGGUGGACGAUUCUCCACAAUUUAAGCCCAUUAUCUCUUAUUCCGCUACAAUUUCCCUCUAUCUAUAAGAGCGCAGUGUUGCCGCUGGUGCUUUCCCUGCACUUGCAUGGAUGUUAGCGAGCACACAUGGACAGCACACGUGAGAGACCAGAGGAUUACGGAUUGAUGGGAUUCCACCGUGAAAUCCCAGUGUGUUCAGACCUCAGUCUAUCCCCAGUCACUAAAGCGACACUUUGCUCAUGGGAUUAAUAAGAACAGAAAGCUGGAGCCCAUAAGGAUUAUGGAAGUAAACAGGCAUCCAGUAACUGUUAUAUUUAUUAUUAAGCAAAUUUUAACUCUUAACGUAAGGUGUUUCUUUAAUGACCAAUGAGAGUUAGCGCGUACUCCAAUCAUCCACACUUUAUAUUCUUCAUUUCACUGCAGCUCUAACUGACAUAGACUAUUAUCUCACUAUGGUGCUGAAGGAGUUUGUGUUCUGUGCAGUUUGUCAAGAGUAACAGCAUAAAUAAAAGCUAUAUAAAUGUGGGAAUGCAAUUUAACACUAUGUGGCAGUCUUAAGUCAGCUGGACUGAUUUCUUUCGUUUGUUGACAAAGUACUAGAAGAAAUAUAGUUAUGUUUUUGCAUCAUUUUGGCUUUCUUUGUAAAUGGGCUGGUGCCAGUGAGUAUAAGUUUUCUGUUUAGUCCUUAGGAAUGAGACGACAUUUAAGCGAGACCACAGGGCUAAGACCACCGUUAAGGAAAUGUGUGACUGAAGAGUUUACAACACAAAUAUUACACAGAUGUCUGUUUCUUUACGGCAGGUUCUAUUGGUUUCACCUCGGGAGGCCUUGAGCCACAUGCGUCGCUCUACUCAGUGUGCAAGUGCUGACCUGGGAUCAGUCUUUAAACUUGUUUAUGAUUAUAAUGACGUGAAUGAUCCUAGAUCAGUUCUUUCCUCUGAGACUCUUGAUGUAGAAGUUUGACAACGUAUUGAUGUGUUGUGAAUAUUUAUCCCUGUUCAAAGCUAAACUUUUGCUUGCAUUUAUGUUCCCUUUACAAACAUAAGUGUAUAUCUUUUUAUAUUUAUUUUCUCUGUGAAACGUUUGAGCUGUAAUUGCUGAUACGAUGGACUUAAGUUAUGUGUAAAUAAUGUAAACAGUUGUCUUCUUUGUGUAUGUACGAGUUACUGCAUAUAAAUCACAACAGCUAUAGUUUGGGAAACUCCUUUUGGCAGCUUUAUACUGCCGCCAUGUCGUGAUUCAGAUUAUUAUUAUUAUUAUUAUUAAAUGUUGAUUUCUAUGUAUUUGUAUAAUAAGAGCACUAGCCCAGGGUGGAAUAUUAUCUUCAGCUACCCUGUGAAGCUAUACAUUAAUUUUUAUAUGAUUGUAAAAGCUAUUGGUCAUUAACAUAAAACAUUCAUAAAGCUUUAACUCUGAAA
This is a messenger RNA of Tachysurus vachellii, 2924 nucleotides long. It is a transcript of the gene cyth3b, whose product is annotated as cytohesin 3b. Lineage: Eukaryota; Metazoa; Chordata; Actinopteri; Siluriformes; Bagridae. The coding region runs from base 264 to 1448 and encodes 394 amino acids. The record is from RefSeq and is a predicted model, not a curated record. Gene Ontology annotation, biological process: regulation of ARF protein signal transduction. The transcript has 13 exons. Gene Ontology annotation, molecular function: guanyl-nucleotide exchange factor activity.